AUGUCGUCUUCACGUACUAUAGACGAUGUGGAACGACAAGCCGCCCAGGAAAGCCCACAAGAGACAUCGUCCGUUUCAGAUCAAAAAAGAUCAAGAAUGACACCCUUCUUCGGGCUUGGUUCCGAUAUACCUUCUAGAAGCAGUGGGUGUCUUUUAGAUCGAACAGCACAAUACUGCUUUCUUUGUCUUCAGGGGAAGAAACUUGGACAGUACGCAGUUCGAGUACCCUGCUUCCGUCCUACAAAGGAACGCCGAGUCAUACGCCGCCGGCGAGUGACUAAGGGCGAAGGUGCGCAAUCAGAGAAGGUGACCUAUGAGAAACUUGACCCAAAAGAAAACGCCUGUGAAAAUGACGCUGCGAUCUACCAAAGAUUGAAUGACGUUUGUUUCCAAUAUCAGGGUAAAUGGAAAAGAUGGAUUCCGUUCUAUGGUGUCGUUGAUGUAUAUGAAGUUGAGUUUUGGUUGCUCGGAGAUCCGGAAGGAGCUGGGCCGAUCCCUGUCCACAUAUACCCGGUCAAUGUUGAGGAGAUUCGCAAAAGGACAGACCGAAUAAUUGCAUUAGAACCUGAUCACAACUUUGACGAUCAUUGUGACGACCAAGGUGGGCAUAGCGAAGAUUGCGAGAAUAUGAUGGACGCACUCAACAAGCCCUGUAUCAAAGAUCAAAUUCGGAUGGCCAAGCAACGAAUGAAGAAACUUGAUAGUCUCUAUCUCCUAAAAGAUUGUGCGCGUAAGCCACAGAAAGCUAUUGGGCUACGGACUUUGGAAGGCAUGGUGCAAGAGAGUUGCAUCUAUAAUAUCAAACAGAUUACAGUUCCUGGACGCCAACAAUAUUAUCACCAAACUGAUAAGCUACGUGGUAUAGAAUUCGUUAUGGGAUGGCAAAUCGAUCGUAUCAUUUAUGAAAUGCCAGUUAAGAUAGCUUGGAUCUGGUUUAGCCUCACCAUAACGUGGCUUUGUGUUAUUGUUUGGGGUGGCUUAGCUGGGGACUGGUCUACUGCAAUGGCGUUUGGACAGCUUCUUGUUGCCUUCAUAUCCCUGAUAUUCUUGUGUGCUAAGGAUUAA
Molecule: messenger RNA, 1065 nt
Organism: Bipolaris victoriae FI3
Lineage: Eukaryota; Fungi; Ascomycota; Dothideomycetes; Pleosporales; Pleosporaceae
Exons: 3
Coding region: 1-1065 (354 amino acids)
Source: RefSeq, a predicted model, not a curated record